Messenger RNA from Clupea harengus (Atlantic herring), 4523 nucleotides. RefSeq names its product leucine-rich pentatricopeptide repeat containing (gene lrpprc). The record is from RefSeq and is a predicted model, not a curated record. Gene Ontology annotation, cellular component: mitochondrion; nucleus. Lineage: Eukaryota; Metazoa; Chordata; Actinopteri; Clupeiformes; Clupeidae. Gene Ontology annotation, biological process: regulation of mitochondrial translation. Gene Ontology annotation, molecular function: protein binding; mRNA 3'-UTR binding.
UGACCUGUCACGUGACGCCGAAGUCCUUCCUCACGCAUUAGGUUAAACAUGGCAGCGCUCUUGAGAUCAGCGCGAGUGUUAAAGUUGUCCCCCUAUUCCCUCCUCCAGGCUGUAGGGGCGACCAAACAUGGAGCACCGCUUAGCAGAUUCUACAGCGGGGCGAUCGGUGGCCGAGGAAUUGGAUUUUGCACAAGACAAGGGGUCUCCAGUUCUGUCUUUGUAAACAGGUUGGUGUGUCCCCUGGCGGGGGUGAGGCGGUAUGCGGUGGCCCCGGAGCAGCAGAGUAAGGAGGAGGGCAGUGUUGGGCUGCGCUCCAAACAGGCGCAGCAGUUUGACUGGGCCCUGGCCAAGCUGGACAGCUCUGUGCGACGCACCGGACGCAUCACCAAAACACUGCUGCUGCGCAUCUUCCAUGACAUCUGCCGCUCUGGCUACCCCAGUGGGAACCAGGCCCUGCUGCUCCUGCGUAGCUGUGGCUCUCUCCUGCCAGAGAUGCCCUUCACCGAGCGCACAGAGUUGGCACACCGCAUCUGGGAAAAGCUGCAGGAGCUGGGAGCCUCCUAUGAUGCCAGCCAUUAUAACGCCCUUCUCAAGGUGUACCUGCAGAAUGAGCACAAGUUCUCCCCUACUGAGUUCCUAGCCAAGAUGGAGGCGGCCAACGUACAGCCCAACAGGGUGACCUACCAGAGGCUGAUCGCUGCCUACUGCCAGGAUGGAGACAUCGAGGGAGCGAGUCAAAUCUUGGGCUUCAUGAAGAGCAAGGAUCUACCAAUCACUGAAGCCGUUUUCAACUCCUUGGUGACUGGCCAUGCUCAUGCAGGGGACAUGGAAAGUGCAGAGAGCAUCCUAAAUGUCAUGAAGGGAGCAGGUAUUGAGCCAGGCCCAGACACCUAUGUGGCACUGAUGACUGCCUACGCUGACAAAGGAGACAUCGAGAAGAUCAAACAGACUCUGGAGACGGCGGAGAGCUCUGACGCCAGCCUGAUGGACAGGGACCUGAUGCAGGUGGUGUUCAGCCUGGCCAGAGCAGGUCACGCACAGCACGUGCCCGCCAUAGUGGAACGCAUGCGGCACGAGAGGGGCUAUGUGCCAGACGCCAUGAACCUGUGUCUGAGUCUGAUCACCCAGGGCCAGGAGGACACGGCCCACAUCGUCCUCAAGACCUUCCCCAUGCUGCAGAUGGAGGGACAGAACGGGGACUCUCCAGACAUGGGCAACUUCUUCCUUCGCCACUGCGUCAACAUGGAGAAGCCUUUGGAGAAGCUGGUUCAGUACUGCAGAGACCUGAGGGACUCCAACCUGCACACGACCCCCAUGCAGUUUUCACUCUACUGCGCCCUGGAGGCCAAAAAGACUGCUCUGGCGGUCGAGCUGAUGAAGGCGAUGAAGGAGGAAGGCCUGCCUGUCCGACCUCACUACUUCUGGCCUCUGCUCACACACCACCAGCGAGAGAAGAACACACCAGGCACUCUGGAGGUGUUGAGGGGGAUGCAGUCGUUGGGUAUUCAUCCUGACGUUGACACCUUCACCCAGUACAUCCUGCCCUCCUUCCCUAAUGUCGAGAGUGCCCGUGCUGCUCUUCAGGAGGCAGGUUGUGAGAUGGACAAUGAGGGCUUUGCUGCAGCUGAGCUGAGGGCUGAAGCCACCAAAGGAGACCUGGCUGAACUGCUGACUCUCAUGUCCUCUCCUUCAUUCCCGUCUGUUGACCUGAGUGUUUUCAGAGCAAGCCUCAUCGCUGGCUUCAGAAAGUCAGAUGAUGUAGAGAGCAUGGUGAAGGUCACUGAGCUGCUGUACCAGGAUAAGAGAUUCUGCACUCCUCCCCAGGACCCCAAAGAAUACGUGGCCUACUUUCUGUAUAACCUGAUUGACAGCAUGGGUUCGUCAGAGGUGCAGGCCAAAGAAGAAACACUGCGACAGUAUUUCACCCAGCUCAAGAGCCUGAAUGUCUCCAUCCCUGUAAGUGUGUACAGGGGCAUCCGCAACCUGCUCGACUCAUACCACGUCCCUGAGCUCAUCAAGGAUGUCAUAAUCCUGGUCGAAAACAAAGAAUCUCUUGCCACCGCGGAUACACGUGUACCAAAGAAUCUGGAGGGUAAGCUGGCUAUGCUGGAGGGGCGUCUAUCUGAGUUAAAGGCUGAGGGAAAGCCGGUCACCACCGUCCUGAAGCAGCUCAUGCAGGCACUCUGCAUGGAGGAGAAACUGGACCGUGCUCUUGAGCUGAAGGCCCAGCAUGAGGAGCACAUGGCUGUUGGGGGAUAUGCUGCCCUCAUCAAUCUUUGCUGUCGCCAUGACAACGUGGACGAGGCCAUGAACCUGAAGAGAGAACUCUCCCGUAAAUACUCUGAGGUGGCUCUGGAUUCCAACAAGUACAUGACCCUGGUGCGCGCGCUGUCCAAACAUGGUCGCCUGGAGGAGGCGGUGGACAUCCUGAAGGAGAUGAAGGAGAAGGACGUGGCUCUGAAAGAAAGCAGCUCCAUCCUGCUCUUCCACACGCUCAACGCCGCCGCACUCAAGGGGGACGUGGACACCAUCCGCCGUCUGCAGGACACCGUCUUCACCCUGGGCCUGGCCAAGCCCACAGCCAACCUCUGCUCACCCCUUAUUACAGCUUACCUGGAGAGUGGGAAUCUGGAGGGAGCCGUGGAGGCUUCUAUGGAAUGCCACCGUCAGUACAACCAGAUGCCACGUAUCCAUGACCUCAUCUCCAAGCUGGUGGAGAAGGGCGAGACAGAGACACUGCAGAAAGCGAUGGACUUCAUCAGUCAGGAGCGCGGGGAGAUGACCAUGCUGUACGACCUCUUCUUCGCCUUCAUGCAGACUGGUCGGUACCGGGAGGCCCGGAAGAUCAUCGAGACUCCUGGACUGAGAUCUAGACCAGGGAGGCUGCAGUGGUUCGCCGAGAAAUGCAUCGCACUCAACCAGGUGGAGGUGCUGGAGAACCUGGUGGACUUGACUGGCAAACUGUUUGAGUGUGACAGGGAUGAGAUGUACCAUUAUGUCCUCCGGCUCUGCAACGACACCGGUGACUGGCGUAAGGCUGAAUCCAUGUGGACUAAGAUGCAGGAGGAGAACGUGAUCCCACGUGAGAGGACCCUGCGUCUCCUCGCUAACAUCCUCAAGAGCAACGGCCAGGAGGUGCCCUUCGAUGUGCCCGAGGUGUGGUACGAUCAGGGCACACCUAAGAAUGAGGAAUCCGCGGCCCCAGCUGCAGUCCCCCAUCAGGCCCAGAGGGGGAGCGAUUCCCAGCUACGUGUCGUCACACUCUGCAAGAAGGGCAAAAUCAGAGAGGCCUUUGAGGUGCUGAAGGCGACUGAAAAGGCUGGCGUGGCUCUGGGUGCGUCUCCCUAUGACGUGCUGGUCAAGGCCCUGCUGUCUGAGGGCAACCUGGAGGACGCCAUGGUGGUCCGCGACAUUGCGGCGUCCCAUAUCCCUCAGUUCAAGCUGAGUGACACAGCCAGCAGUCUCCUGCUCAUCACACAAGUCAAGAGGGACCAGGUCAAAGAGGCCAGGGAACUACUUAACAGCAUGCUGGAAGCAAAUCAAGUACCCAGCCAGUUGGCCAUCACCAGAGUGGUCCAGGCCCUGGGUAGCCAUGGCGAUGUGCAGGGUAUCCAGGAAGUGGAGGAACAGGUUAAAAGCAUCGGUGCAUCCAUGAACCUCAGUAGCAUGGUCUUCAUCAAUAACAGUGCACUGGCUCAAAUUAAGAAUGGUGAUAUUGAAGGUGCGGUAGAGACUCUGGAGAAUGUGUACACACAGAAAGGCGACACCAGCCGGGAUGUCAGCAUCUCCUUUGUCUUCAGAAAGGUCAUAGAGCAGAAAAAUGAUCAAGCACUGGACAAGUUGGCUGCGAUGGCGGAGAGGCUGGCCAAUCACUUUGCUUCGUACAGAGCAGCCUCAGACCUGUUCCUGCAGUAUGUGGACUCUGGCCUCAAUGAAGAGGCCAAGUUCCUGCUGAUGCGCUGUGGUGCUGUGGCAGAACAGAAAGACUUCCUGGUGUCGUAUGUGGCCAGGACAUCCCAACAGGCUGGACAGGUGAAUAAAGUUAAGGCACUUGCAGAGAUGGUUCCAGACUUCGCAGAGAAGGAGACCCUGUACUCCUACCUGAUGAAGUGUCAUGGUUUGGAUGAGGACCUGCCCUCCGCUAAGACUCUGUAUGAGCAGGUCCAGAAGGAGGGGGUUGUGAUGGAUGAGUUGUUCAUGAAGAGGCUGGCUCUGCUCUACAGACAAGCGGGCGAGACUGCGCCCUUCCAGGAGCCCCCGGAGUCGUUCAAGUUCUAUGCCAACAUGCUGAGGGAGAAAACGAAAGGCCAAACAGAGCAGUGACGACUGCGACUACUGCUUCCAUCCACUCUCCGUUCCUUAUAUGUUGACUUUUUUUUAUAUGUCUACGCAAACGUAUAUGACGUGUAUAACUGUGAUGUUGUUAGAUGUUAAACUUGUUAGCCUCGCCCAGGAAAUUGGUGAUUUUGAAAAUGGUAUGAUGAUGUACAGAGGUAUUUAUGCUAAUAAACAGACGAGUGUGA